UUAGGUUUGUUUCUUGACCUAGCUUUCCUUCAUGAAUAAUGUACUAUUAAUUUGAUGUGUGUCUUAUCUAGAAUUAUAGUUAUAUGUAUAAUGUAUGUAGAUUGGUGCAUGUUUUGAGAGUUGUAUGUGAAAUUCAUGUGGUUAAGUUAUAGUUAUUUGGAUAUGGUGAAGCCUUGUUAUUGGAGACUCGGAGGGGUACAAAAUGGGAAAACGAACGGGCCGUUGUGGUACAAAGAUUUGGGGUCUCAUGUAAGCGGAGAGUUUUCAAUGGCGGUUGUUCAAGCAAAUAGUUUGUUGGAGGAUCAAAGCCAAGUUGAGUCGGGGCCAUUGAAUUCGUUAGGGCUUCAUGGAACGUUUAUUGGGGUCUACGAUGGACAUGGUGGACCGGAAACAUCAUGCUUUGUGAACGAAAGAUUGUUCUCCAAUCUAAAGAAGUUUGCAUCCAAAGAUGAAGAAAUGUCAGCAGAUGCAAUAAGGAAGUCUUUCUUGGCGACCGAGGAGGAAUUUAUAUCUCAUGUUAGAGAUCAAUGGAGUACGUGCCCACAAAUUGCAUCAGUUGGCACGUGUUGCUUGGUAGGAGUUAUUUGUAACGGGUUAAUCUACAUUGCAAACGCGGGUGAUUCACGUGUUGUUUUGGGGAGGGGAGAAAGAAAUGGUAGAGGAGUCUCAGCAAUUCAAUUAUCUGAAGAACACAACGUAAACCACGAGCCCAUACGAGAUGAGCUUCGUUUGUUACAUCCUGACGACCCAAAGAUCGUCAGUAUGAAACAUAACGUCUGGCGUGUUAAAGGGCUUAUUCAAGUUUCCAAAACGAUAGGUGAUGCUUACCUGAAGAAUCCCGAGUUCAAUAGGGAACCACUUUUGCCAAAGUUUAGGCUCCCAAAACCAUUUUCAAAGCAAAUCCUUAGCCCCGAGCCUUCGAUCUCCAUACAUGAAGUUAACCCAAGGGACGAGUUUCUCAUAUUUGCAUCGGAUGGUUUAUGGGAACAUCUUAGCAACCAAGAAGCCGUUGACAUUGUUCAUAAUAACUCCCGUAGUGGAAUUGCGAGGAGACUAGUGAAGGCGGCACUUCAUGUAGCAGCAAGGAAACGAGAAAUGAGAUACUCGGACUUGAAGAAAAUCGAAAGAGGUGUUAGGAGACAUUUCCAUGACGACAUUACAGUUGUAGUCGUUUUUCUCGACGACCCUUCUAACUUGAGAAGCAUAAAUUCCAGUUUCUCGAUAAAAGGAGGCGUAGGGCUAGCCACACGACGUACCUAGCUAGCUAACAAAUACUCGAUCGUACUACUGUAUUUAGUCAUCGGUAUGCUGAUCAAACAUGACUGAAUUGAAGGUUAUGUAAAUCCGAAGAGACCAUACACCCAAGAGUUAUUGUGCUCUAUAUAUAAGUGUGUUUAAUUAGUAUGGAAUUUGACCCCAUUUAAUUUCAGUUUAAUUUGUUGACAAAUUUAUGUAAGUUUCUGAAUGCCUUUCCUUUUA
Erigeron canadensis is the source of this 1479-nucleotide messenger RNA. RefSeq names its product probable protein phosphatase 2C 38. Gene Ontology annotation, molecular function: cation binding; protein serine/threonine phosphatase activity. The transcript has 4 exons. NCBI's taxonomy places the organism in Eukaryota, Viridiplantae, Streptophyta, Magnoliopsida, Asterales, Asteraceae. The coding region runs from base 136 to 1260 and encodes 374 amino acids. The record is from RefSeq and is a predicted model, not a curated record. Gene Ontology annotation, biological process: protein dephosphorylation.